Messenger RNA from Arctia plantaginis, 1425 nucleotides. Lineage: Eukaryota; Metazoa; Arthropoda; Insecta; Lepidoptera; Erebidae. The record is from the annotation of a GenBank genome assembly.
AUGUUACGGCGUCAAUUCUCCCACGAAUCCGGUAAAGCCGAGCUCUUCAAAGCGAAGGAGGCAUAUUUUGAUCGAAGACGGACGAGGUCCCUGAACGCACCCUCGCCUAUACAGCAGUUUGGACCAUGUGGCAGGAUAAUGAAAAACUCGGCGAUGGUUAUGCAAAUCCAAGAUCCCGCGUCGCAGCGGCUAACAUGGUACAAACCCCCGCUCACCGUGCUAGUCAUCAAGAAGGUACACGAUGCCACUAUCCUGGUACCAUUCGUGCAACUCGUGCAUUGGCUGGUUCACGACAAGAGCAUGGUGGUGUUCGUCGAAGCUGCGGUGCUAGAUGAUACAUUGCUCGCAGAGUAUGGCGAUUUUACGUCAGUCAAAGAUCGUCUGAUGACUUUCAGAGCGGGUCAAGACGACCUGACUGACAAGAUCGAUUUCAUUAUAUGUCUAGGAGGAGACGGCACAUUGUUACAUGCUAGCUCAUUAUUCCAGCAAUCGGUACCUCCAGUAAUGGCAUUUCACUUAGGCUCUUUGGGCUUCCUAACGCCGUUCGAGUUCAACAACUUCCAGGACCAAGUCAUGAAUGUGUUAGAAGGACACGCAGCCUUGACGUUACGAUCCCGUCUCCAGUGCGUAGUAUUACGAAAGAGUCGCGACGACAAAGACGGCAAGGAUAAGAAGAAACCCACUACCAUAUUGGUGCUAAACGAGGUGGUGGUAGAUCGAGGACCCUCACCUUACCUGUCUAACAUCGAUCUGUUCCUGGAUGGGAAGCAUAUUACUUCGGUGCAGGGCGACGGAUUGAUAGUAUCAACGCCGACCGGUAGCACAGCAUACGCAGUAGCAGCUGGUGCCAGCAUGAUCCAUCCGUCCGUGCCAGCCAUCAUGGUCACUCCUAUAUGUCCCCAUUCACUGUCGUUCAGACCUAUUGUAGUUCCAGCUGGAGUGGAACUAAAGAUCGCACUGUCACCGGACGCGCGUAACGCCAUGUGGGUAUCGUUCGACGGACGGAACCGACAAGCGUUGCACCACGGAGAUAGGUACUUAGUGUACUUACUGCCUCCACUCCUGGGGAACACUAGCGCUGUGCACGCUCACUCUAAUAGCUUUGUACAUUGCAUUCAUUACUGUUUAAUAAUGCCCACGCUAGAAGCGCGUUGCGUGGCCAGCGUUUCUUUCGACGGACGCUCGCAGUUGACUCUCAGGCCUGGCGAUAGCCUAUACGUCACAACCUCUGUGUACCCAGUACCAUCGAUAUGUGCGCUGGAUCAAAUUUCAGACUGGUUUGAUUCCCUCGCAGAAUGCCUGCACUGGAACGUUCGUAAGAAGCAAAAGCAAAUUGACGAAUUAAGCGACCUCACUCACUCCUCAAGCGAAACUCUAGAGGAGCUGGACCAAAAUCACCACGAUGAGAGACCAGUAGACACAUGA